CUGGAUCUGGGAUGUAAACGCUGCGUUUUAAAAGACAGAUGGAGAAGGGGAAAAACUGUGCGUCUUACACGCCAAGCAAGAAACGACGACGCUCCAGUACUAUCAGCUGCUCAGUGCUGGAACGGUGGACGCUUCCUCUCCGUCUCUGUACUCGUUGCUGUCUAGGACAUCUGGAUGACAAUGCUUCUGCUUCCCGACGCGGAUUGGAAGAAGUGAAAAUGAAGUGGUACUUAGUAGCUUCUCUCCUCACCGUCCUCACUAGCUCUCAGGGGAUUUUAACUACUCUAUCACAAAGCAAUGGCAAAUAUAAAUAUGAUUACGCCACCGUUCCUUUCCUUGCUGAGGUUUUCAAGCUUAUUGUAUCAAGUGUUUUUCUCUGGAGAGAGUGUAAGAAAUCACCUCCUGCGAAAAUGACGACGGAUUGGAAGAGCGUUCGUCUGUUCCCGAUUCCUUCAAUCAUUUACUUAAUCCAUAAUAAUGUCCAGUUUGCUACUCUUAUGUAUGUCGAUACGUCCACGUAUCAGAUAAUGGGCAACUUGAAGAUUGUCACUACUGGAAUCUUGUUCAGGUUGUUUCUUAGGAAGAAGCUCUCUAAUUUACAAUGGAUGGCCAUUGUUUUAUUGGCUGUUGGAACAACCACAAGUCAGGUCAAAGGAUGUGGAGAGGCUUCAUGUGACUCCCUCUUUUCAGCACCAAUUCAAGGAUACAUGUUAGGAAUUUUGUCUGCUUGUCUUUCAGCAUUGGCUGGUGUUUAUACAGAGUUCUUGAUGAAGAAGAACAAUGACAGCUUAUACUGGCAGAAUGUACAGUUGUACACGUUUGGUGCAAUCUUCAAUGUGGCACGGCUUGUGUUGGAUGAUUUUAGAGGUGGAUUUGAGAAAGGACCUUGGUGGCAAAGGCUGUUUAAUGGAUACAGUGUUACAACCUGGAUGGUUGUGUUAAAUCUAGGUUCUACUGGGCUUUUGGUUUCCUGGUUAAUGAAAUAUGCUGACAAUAUAGUUAAGGUGUAUUCCACAUCGAUGGCAAUGCUAUUGACAAUGGUUCUAUCUGUGUUCCUCUUCAGCUUCAAGCCAACAGUUCAGCUUUUCCUGGGAAUCAUUGUUUGCAUGAUGUCACUACAUAUGUACUUUGCCCCUCCAAAUGUGCUUGUAGACUUGCCUUCAACAGUUAGAUCAGAUCCAGAGAGUCUUGUCAACGUACCAGUUGAUCGUAAAACAGAUUCUUGAAGAUCAGCAUCGUUUCUGAACUACCGACAGCUACGGUGCAAAUCAAACCACCAUAAGUGGUUGAUGUUUUUCUGGUUACCAACUUUAGUUUAUAACCAGUUAUUUUAGGCUGCAGCUCUGUUAACAACACAGUGACCAGUGGCCACCUCAAUGAAUCGUUUCAAGCAGGUAGGUAUUGAAUGCUGUUCUAUUGGUGGGGCAAAUGCCUGCCAUUCAUGUUCUUAAUAGAGUCAAUGUGUGGACUAGAAGGAUUGGAGGACAAUUACUUGAAGGUUGCAUUGAAGAGCCAUGGGCAA
Molecule: messenger RNA, 1522 nt
Organism: Theobroma umbraticum
Lineage: Eukaryota; Viridiplantae; Streptophyta; Magnoliopsida; Malvales; Malvaceae
Product: Nucleotide-sugar transporter family protein
Biological process (GO): pyrimidine nucleotide-sugar transmembrane transport
Cellular component (GO): Golgi membrane
Molecular function (GO): pyrimidine nucleotide-sugar transmembrane transporter activity
Source: RefSeq, a predicted model, not a curated record